Messenger RNA from Corylus avellana, 1167 nucleotides. Its product is annotated as F-box protein At3g07870-like. The record is from RefSeq and is a predicted model, not a curated record. NCBI's taxonomy places the organism in Eukaryota, Viridiplantae, Streptophyta, Magnoliopsida, Fagales, Betulaceae. Gene Ontology annotation, molecular function: protein binding.
AUGUCAACCUAUCUGCCUGAAGAAAUUGUGCUAAAUAUUCUCACCCUCCUGCCCCCAAAAACCCUACUCCGAUUCAGGUGCGUUUGCCGAAGCUGGCGUACUACUCUCAUCGGAAAUCCUGAUUUCUUUACCCAAAACAUCCUUAACCAAUCCAUUCUCCGAUUCUCCGAUCGUCCUUCUCCUCUCCUUCUCGACGAAGCCGACAAUGGAGGAUCAAACGAUUAUUUCAAGAAGGAUUUUUACUUCCUCUCUGACCAGACCCUGGAGUGCCAAUCUCAAAUUAUUCUCAAGGGAAGACCUCUCUUUCGAUUUACGCUUGUGGCGUCCUGUAAUGGUUUACUCUGUCUUUCCGACGACAUUCUCCACAUAAUCUAUCUGUGGAACCCCGCCACGUCAAACACUCCCAGGUGUCUCCCGCUCAACCCGCGCCACCCGCGCCGGCAGAUUGGUAUGUUACUGAUUCCCUCUGACUUACAGCAGGACACCGUCGGAUUCGGUUUCGACCGGAGAUCCAACGACUUCAAGGUGCUGACGAUUAGUCAUGUUCGUAGACGUAUUGGCUACAACACUUGUUACUUCAACCAUCCAGUUCACUUCCAACCGGAAGUAUAUAGCCUGAGCACCGGGACGUGGAGACUGCUUGACCUACGCGUGCCGUUUGAGCAAACUCAACUCCGGCGGCUUCAGCCCUUUCUAAACUUUCCCACCACUGCGGCGGAUGGGAUUUUUUUCUGGUGGGCGGUGGUAAAUCGUCGCUCUCAUAAUCAUAAAGAUAAUGAGAAAAUUGUUGCCUUCGACUUCAAUCACGAGUUGUUCCGAACAACGCCGCUCCCGGACGGUGCAGAUUCCACAUAUUACUCCUACUUUGAUUGUACGGUGCUAAAUGGGUCUCUCACCAUUAUGGGUUUCCGAAGCAGUGGAUUGGUGAUAUGGGUUUUGUUUGAAUUUGGUGUGAAGGAGUCGUGGACUAAACUCAUGAAUCUUCGGCUCUCAAUAGAAAAUCCAGGAAGGCCAUUGGGUUUGUCGAAAAACAGAGAGUUGAUUAUACAGAAUGCGAAGGGGCAGCUGAUUUUGUACAAUCUUUUUACCCACACAGAGAAGGAACUUGUUUCAACUCAUCGGAACAGCCCACCAUUACCGGUUUUUCCUUUACAAGCUUUUCCCUAA